Molecule: messenger RNA, 1007 nt
Organism: Bubalus bubalis (water buffalo)
Lineage: Eukaryota; Metazoa; Chordata; Mammalia; Artiodactyla; Bovidae
Gene: GTSF1L
Product: gametocyte specific factor 1 like
Source: RefSeq, a predicted model, not a curated record
ACAAUUGAAAAAAAAAACAAAAAAACAGAAAGACAGGUAAAUGAUGACACGUCAGCAGUAGCUGUGAAUGGCAGCUUUCCCCAAGCCCAUCUCAUGCCUUGAAAGUAAAGGACAACAAGACUUUGGCUGAUGACUCACAAUGCCCAUUGUGACUGUCCACUGCUGCCCGGCAGCAUCCCAUAAGUGAGAGUUAAAGGCAAGGGCUGGCUGGCACGUCCCUUCUUCAGCUCCCUGAGGGGCCACUAUGGUUUGGGCUCUGGCAUCUGCUUUGUGUGGUCCUUCCGUCUCACAUGCCACUUGAUGACCACCUGUUGUCUGUACAGCUGCUCCUAUCAGCCCCUUGUCCCUCCUCUGACCCACUGCUCGUGGUCCCGAGAAUAGGCAGCCCGAGUUGUUCAGACCUGAGGCUCCAGAGUUCCAAGGGGCAGCGCUGGCAUGGAGGACGGCUCCAUCCUUCUUACCAAAGGCCUUUUCCAUGAAGGGCAUUUCAUCGUGACUCUGGGCAGCAGGCUACCCUGCUUCAAGGACUAGUUCCCAUGGAGCUAGAAGCCUUAGAAACUUGCCCUUACAACCCUCACUACCGAAUCCCACUCAGCAGAUUUCAGUACCACCUGGCAUCAUGCCGGAGAAAGAACCCCAAGAAUGCCAAAAAGAUGGCCAGCUGUAAAUACAAUGCCUGCCACGUGGUCCCCAUCAAGAAGCUGGAGGAGCACGAGGCUGCCUGUGUCAACAGAAGCACCGUGGAGGAAGAGGACAGCCUGAGUCCCCUGAAGGUCAGCCUCCCAAAUGCAGGGCAGAAGGGCAACGGAAAUGCCUCCCCGGUGUCCCCCUGUCUCCCCAACCCUGACGUCUGGAAUAUUGAUAGCACAAAUUGCCACCCCAUGUUUGUCCUUAAGUCUUUCAUUCCCCAGAAGCUUGUUUGUGAAAGUGACACCAGAGAGUCGAGACAGACGACCACACCCCAUCCCUGACUGCCCCCGCAGAAGAUCAUCAGACCGGGAGAGUGA